AUGGCGGACUCAAUUCGCACACUAGCUGUGCAGUACUUCCAGCUAGUUGAUCCGCCCAACCUGGCACUACCACCGGGCAAUGUUCUCGUUCACCCAGCCGUACAGCAAGCCAUAUACGAGCAAAUGUUCGACGAAACGCUCACCCCACUCCCGCCAGUCACGUACCGGACAAGAGUCUUGAAGCAGAUCAUCGCGCGAAUUGAAGAAGCGAUCACAGACCCAGAAAAAGAUGAAAUACUCGAUAGCCUAAUGGAAAGCUGGGGCAACCUAGUAAUCCUCCCCAAACCCUCCGCCCUCGAACAAGCCCAACAACUAUCCUCAAUAAAAUACACCGCGCCUAUACAACCCCAAAACUCAACCUCAGCCACCAACGAACGAACAAUCAACAUCCUCGAAUCCCGAGGCCUCAUCCUCUCCGGCGGCACAACAGGAAAUAGAACCUGGGAAGCAGCCCUCCACCUAGGCUCAUUCCUCUCCACACCAACCGGAAUGGCCCUAAUCCACGACAAACGAGUAAUCGAGCUCGGUGCGGGAACAGGGUUUCUCUCUCUUUUCUGCGCGCGUCAUCUAGGCGUGAAGGGCGUUGUUGCAACAGAUCGCGAGCUAUUCCUUAUUGAAAAUAUGCGCGCGUGCGCGAGACUCAAUCGCACGGAUGAAGAUGGUGAUAUACCCUUUUACCCGGCAAUUUGGGAUUGGGGAACAACCCUUGAAAAGACAGAGGAAAUGAAUUCAAUGACUGGAGGCGGGAAGUUGGAAUUUGAUGUUGCGCUUGGAGCUGAUUUGAUCUACGAUACAGACCUCGUCCCCCUUCUAAUCUCAACCGUCCAAGACCUAUUCUCGAAUUACGGGGUCAGUCAAUUUAUUAUUGCUGCGACGUUGCGGAAUGAGAAUACAUUCCGGACCUUCCUUGAUGCGUGCGAAGGAAAUGCAUUCAAGGUUGAGAUGUUGCCGUUUGAGUCUACUGCGUCGGAGGAACAGACUGGGUUUUUCCAUUCGACGAGUAUUCCGAUUCAUACGUAUUUGAUUUCGAGGGCGUGA
Molecule: messenger RNA, 1038 nt
Organism: Penicillium maclennaniae
Lineage: Eukaryota; Fungi; Ascomycota; Eurotiomycetes; Eurotiales; Aspergillaceae
Product: protein-lysine N-methyltransferase
Exons: 3
Coding region: 1-1038 (345 amino acids)
Source: RefSeq, a predicted model, not a curated record